GUGUACGUAGUUAAGUGAAUGUGAACAGUGGUGUGUGGAUAUGAAGCUGGCCGUUUUGGUUAUUCUACUUCUGGUUACUACAGAAAUUGCUGGAAAACAUCAUCACAGAUUAAAAGUGGAUGACAAUGAUUGGUGGCUGAACGCUAUCCAGCCGUACAGUCCAUCCUCUGCAGACGACGGACUCCUAGUUUCCCCCACCCCCGGGCCGGAACAUGUGGUCUUCCUGUCAGAGAACUGCACAAAGGUGACGGCUCAGACUGGCAGUACAUCAGUCCUACACUGCGAGGUCGGAGGAGUCACUGAGUCCAUGGUGUCGUGGAUUCGUCGCACGGACUAUCAGCUGUUGACAGUGGGGUUGGCAACAUACAGCAGUGAUGACCGUUUCUUUACAGCCCAUGUGCACAACGAACAGGACUGGGCUCUUCAUAUAAAGUUUGCUCAGAUGACAGAUGAAGGGUUGUACGAGUGUCAAGUAUCAACUCAUCCCCCUAUCAGCAUAUUUGUCACACUCAAGCUAGUGGAGUCUAAAGCUGAGAUCGUAGGAGGAAGCGAGAAGAUGGUUCAGACCGGAAGCAGUCUUAGACUUAUCUGUUUAUUACGACACUCCAUGGAACCUCCAUCGUACAUCUUCUGGUACCACGACUCUAGAAUGAUCAACUACGACACAGCACGAGGAGUAGAGGUGACUCAUGAAAGGUUUAGCAGUGAGCUGGUGCUGCCUCGGGCACGCAGUGAUGAUUCCGGGAACUACACAUGUGUCCCUAGCAAUGCUCAGGCUGCGAGCAUCAGCGUACAUGUCAUUAAAAGAGAAAAACCAGCAGCAAUGCAGCACGAAAGAACUUCGUCGAGUAAUCAAACUCGAGGCCUCAGCGAAGCAGUGAUACUCUGCAUUGCUUUGUUGUCCUCGAUCAGCUGACGAAAACAAUGAUGUCAUCAGUAAAACAGUGAAAUCACCUGUGAUCUUAACAAAAGCUUCGUUCAUAAUGUAAAUGUACUAAGACUGAAUCAAUCGUGUAUAUAUUUAGAUUUAUUUACAAAAUCAUGUUUCAUAUUUGUUCUUUGUUAAAUUAUUAUUAGUGCUAGCUACAAAAACAACUUAAUUGCAAACCAAAGUGCAUGUUAAAUAAUUAGAACUUCUAAUUUAAUUUUACGAUUUUUAAGACAAUGAGAUGUUUUGAUUAUAUUUGCUCAAAGAUAGAACCAUUGGGAUAAGUUAUUUUUGAAUCCUAUAUGUUUAGUUUUACUGCAAGAAAGUUAUACAGAAGAGCGCCAAAGUAGGAAGGCCUAUACCAAACUCGGAAACAAAAUCUAAGAAAGAAACCAGAAUAAUUAUAGGCUGAACACAAUCUGUUGGCUCGUUCAAGAUUAAAAUGUUACCUCUUGUAGAUUAAUACCUACUUAUAAAUCUGUAUGUACAGAUACAUAAUAAAAGCAUGAAUUGUAAAAUAGAAAAAAAAAACUAUCUGUGUGGUAUGGCUUGGAGAUUAAAAAAUAACACUACAAGUGAUCAAAAUAAAAUCAAGAAAAUAUGGAAUGUCUCUUUGCUGCAACAGUUGUAUUGUUUUAAAUGCCCUAUAUGUGUUCUUAACUACCAAGCCACUAAUACUUUGUAAAAGGGGUUGUGGAGAAUUUUUACAGAUACUUUCCUAUGAUGUUGUUCUAACAAGCAUUUAAAUUUCGAACCAAAGAUAAAACCUAAUUCAAUAGCAAUAUUUAAACAAUUUUUCCUACAGUCACCUGACAAAGUGGCCUUCCUUGAACUGAUUAUAGCACAGAAAGUUGCUAAUUACUGCAUCUUACUUUUGCCGCACACCAGUAUUGCAACCAGACAACACAAAACAGCGUGCUUUUAUCAGGCACGUAAUACGUACAGUUGGCAACACAUAAAGAUAUUACGACUACGAUCAGUUGGUGCAACGUUUCCCAUUUUGUUCAAUGUUUGGAUUUAACCUAACCUAAAAACGUGUUGUACAGACAGUGUUUGAAAGACUAAUUAUUUAUAUACUUUAUAGUAACUGUAGGAAAAAUAUAAUGUGAAACGUGAGUGCAAACUGUCUUUGCUGCACUCGAGAAACUUUCCACACUCGCCUAAGACUCGUGCGUAAACAUUUCUCUCGAGGUGCAGCAAAGUGCCACUUCGCCCACUAGUUAAGACAAAACUAAAACUAUUGAAAAGCCUUCAGUAACAUUUUGCAGCACAAUAGUUUUUGUCAACAUGAAAGAAUAGCAAAUUUCCAUAGGUUCUAUUAUGUUAGCCUAUCAUAUGCUCAGUAACAUUUCUGUGGAAAAAGGUUGUUGCAAAGUAUCUCAUUAUGUAUGUUAUUGUUUGUACGCUUCAUUGACUAUUAUGUAAAUAUGUAUAUAACUUUGUUCAAUGGUAUUGAUAUUCAUUAAU
Molecule: messenger RNA, 2395 nt
Organism: Macrosteles quadrilineatus (aster leafhopper)
Lineage: Eukaryota; Metazoa; Arthropoda; Insecta; Hemiptera; Cicadellidae
Product: zwei Ig domain protein zig-8-like
Exons: 7
Coding region: 41-916 (291 amino acids)
Biological process (GO): synapse organization
Cellular component (GO): neuron projection membrane
Source: RefSeq, a predicted model, not a curated record